AUGGUAUCUGUAUUAAUUCAGCUUCUGUGGAAUGUUUAUGGUCAUCCAUGGAGUUAUUGCAUACUAAUCGAUGAAAAAAAAAAAGUUUUUGCAAUGAGCCAAAUUAGAAGUGACAUUUUAUAUACUCGUAAAAUAAAAGAAACCAGAGAAUGUAAACGAGAAAUGCAACGGCUUCAUAUAGCUGCACCAAUUCCUAAUAAUAAAGAUAAAGAACUUGAACCAGAUGGUGAUGAACUUUAUCAAGUUAAAUGGAUAAAUCUAGGAAUUCAAGAAAACCAAUUUGAUAAUCAAGACGAUCAAAUUUUUAUAUCAUCGGAAUGGGAUAGUGAUUUUAAUUUUGCGAAUCGUGAAGUACAUCCUGCUAAUGAUAAUUCAGCUAAAUGGAGUCUCGAAACAUUAUUUGUAUCUUCUUUAGAAGCACCUUCAUUUUUAGGUUCAGAUUUAAUUUUUACAGAUACAAAAUAA
Molecule: messenger RNA, 465 nt
Organism: Dentiscutata erythropus
Lineage: Eukaryota; Fungi; Glomeromycota; Glomeromycetes; Diversisporales; Gigasporaceae
Source: the annotation of a GenBank genome assembly